AUGGAGGAGGAAGUUUCCGAAUACGGCAGUGGGUGUGAGUCUGGUUGGACGAUGUACCUGGGGCCGUCCCAUGAGAAGGCUGCCUCUCGUCUCACGAAAGGUGGUGAUAGUCAAGAGUUAGAUGAGGAGGAAGAAGAAGGGUUUUCGAUGGUCUCCGACGCUUCUUCCGGCCCUCCGCAGGUCCAAGAGGACGUGUACUGCUACUACAACCAGCACAUCGGCGAGAAGAACGGCUGCUUCAUGUCUUCCUCUUCUCCAUCUUUCCCCACCGCUCCACUGCAGAACGAAUGCAGCAAGAGGAGGAGGGUGGAGACAGACGGUCCGAAGCAGCGAAAAGGUCCCGGCAGAUGCUUGGACGAUACCGCUAGUUCUCCCUUCAUCGACUUCUCCAGAAACGUCCGUGGGGAAAUUCCAUUGUCGUGGUUUUAUACAACCUCUACAUUCUUCCUUGCUCGCACUCUUCUCUCGAGCCUAUAUCAGGAAACAUCUCUCCAUCGGGUUCCUCUGAUCUUCGCAGCCCGACUUCAACAUCUCCGGCGAUAG
Spirodela intermedia is the source of this 543-nucleotide messenger RNA. Lineage: Eukaryota; Viridiplantae; Streptophyta; Magnoliopsida; Alismatales; Araceae. The record is from the annotation of a GenBank genome assembly.